AUGAAGGCUUCACUUAUGCUCGGGGCCAUUGCCCUAUUUCCAACAGCAAUUUCAGCCAAAGCAUCGCCACCCGCAGCAAUUGACGAAUACUGCCGUCAAAAAGGUCAAUUUGCCCAGCUGGUGAAAGGAGUCUGGAAAUGUGUCCAAAUCUCAGAUAUAUGCAGUCCCAGUGAGGAUAUAGCCACUAUUCACCAUGAUAAAGAUACAGGUGAAUGGGUUUGUUGCUUAAAGGGCCAUGAGCUUAAAAAUGGUGAAUGCGUAUCACCUGAACCAGAGUGUCCUCUUCCUACUGGAUUCUGCAAAUCUCCCACUUGUGCACAAAUCCUAAGGUCUGCCGAACUGGAGACUCUUCUCCGUCAAGCCUUUUCAGAAUGUUUCCCCCACGAUGAGAUACAUCUGGAUUCAUUCAUCAAGUAUCAAAUAAAUUCUCUCGAGACUGGAAUCAACCUUUUUGAAAAGAUUCAUCAAGACAAGAAGGAUUCACUCCUGGUCCAGGGGCGCCAAUCACCUUUCAGUCCCUCUAGGGAAUGGUGGAAUUGUCCUCAGGAUAAUUCGCCCUGCAAAUGGCUCGCUUUGGAGAAUAAUAAUGCCCCCAAAAAGUUGGCCCCAACAGGUCGUGAAAAAUUGAUUCUACCUAACCCAAACCAAUCAAUCCCCAAUUACGUAUAUCCAUUCGAUAUGUGGGUGACAAAGCUUGCCGGUGGACAAUUCACACUUUACAUCAACGGCGAACAGAUCGAAUCGCAUGACUCAGGUCUUGACUUUUUUAUCCCUGCUGGAACUGCCGCUGAUGAUGUUUGGUACAAGUCUGAAACUGGUGCCAUGAUUCACUUCUACGGAUCGUGCUCUACCUAUACCCCGUGUUUGGGAAGAAAAGUCGUUCCUUGGACUAGAGGUGUUUCGCAUAAACGACUAGGACAAGAUGGAGAGAUCUAUAUUGGCCAAUAUGAUGAAGACUUGGUUCUUACCAUUGCCGAUACUGAGACGACUUCCGAGCAAUACACUGUUUUCGCCGACGGCGUGAAGCUUGGCUCUACCCAUGGCAGGCUCACUCUAGGAGACGAAAAGUACAAGAGAUCCAAUAUCCGUAUGGUUGAUGUGGGAUCUGGAGCUGCCGGCGCUCUACGAAGUAUUGCGAACGAUGGGUUUUGGGGAUCAUUCAAGAUUCCUAGAGGAGCUAAGAAGAUUACCAUCGUUGACGAUUCGUCUGAUUUCGAUUUCGCCUUUGAGUAUCGUCUUGAUACCGCAUGUAGCUGCUAA
Messenger RNA from Trichoderma harzianum CBS 226.95, 1260 nucleotides. RefSeq lists its product as hypothetical. Lineage: Eukaryota; Fungi; Ascomycota; Sordariomycetes; Hypocreales; Hypocreaceae. The coding region runs from base 1 to 1260 and encodes 419 amino acids. The record is from RefSeq and is a predicted model, not a curated record. The transcript has 6 exons.